Messenger RNA from Phoenix dactylifera (date palm), 2224 nucleotides. RefSeq names its product protein WVD2-like 7. The record is from RefSeq and is a predicted model, not a curated record. Gene Ontology annotation, molecular function: microtubule binding. Gene Ontology annotation, biological process: microtubule cytoskeleton organization. Lineage: Eukaryota; Viridiplantae; Streptophyta; Magnoliopsida; Arecales; Arecaceae.
AGGCAGGAAAUUAAUAAGACAAGCGGAUAGCCUGAAGACAACGGCAUGCCGUCUCUCUCUCUCUUCACUGUUUUCUCUCUCCAUCUCUUCCAAGAAACGGUACUUGCUGUCGUGUUCCCAUGAUGGAGAUUGGGAUCGAGAAUCGGUUGGAUCGGUUUCUCUAUUGAUUUGGAGGAGUUGGUACUGGUUUCCUGGAGGAGAUCGAGGGGAGUGCUUUCGAUCGAGUUCGGUGUUGGUGGAUUUGGCCGACUCUGGGAGUAUGAGGUGUUUUUGGUAAGUGCUUUACUUUCUUUGGCUUGCCAUGGCAGGGGAAGUUGAAGACUGCAUUACCUAUCAGGAUGAUAGUUUGCCCACUGGUUCCAUAUCAUUUGGACGGUUUGAAACCGAAACAUUGUCCUGGGAAAGAAGGUCAUCAUUCUCUCACAAUAGAUAUCUCGAAGAGGUAGAGAAAUACUCUACACCUGGUUCAGUUACUCAAAAAAAAGCUUAUUUUGAGGCCCAUUUCAAGAAGAAGCCAUUUCCAGUUCAGUCUUCAUCAGGGAGUCAAAAUGAGACUGAAUUCCAAAAUAAUGAAAAUGGUAUUGAAGACCAUGUGAACUACAUGGAAGAUUUUUUAGAUUAUGGGGAUGAUGGGCAAGCUGCUUGGUAUGAUGAGGCACCAGCUGUCCCGGAUGAAUAUGAAGUAAUGGAAUGUGAACGAGAAGAAAUUUCACAAUCUGAAUUUCCAGUGGAGGCUACCACCUUGGAUGACAAGAGAGUUCUAGAGCCUACUGCUAAACUAGUUGAUUAUGAUGGAACACUUCAAACACAGUCUGGAAAUGAAAACAUUCCAUCACAUAAGGAUAACUUGCAGAUUCCCGUAGAACAGAAGCCUGAAAAUGAGGCCACAACUGUAGAAGAAUUUCCUGAGAAAAGGGACAUAGUUGAGGAGAGAGACAUGUCAUCUAUGAACCCUACAGUUGACAAAAAGGACACUCCUAGUCAGAAGAAAACACAAAGAACUUCUCUCAAGAUGAAGGGACCAGUUGAAGAGAAAACCGCAAAAGCAAAACUGAAGACCCAGUCUCCUAUUACACAGAUUUCGAGAAAGCCUUCAGCUGAAAAGAAUCCUCUUCCUUCUGCUAAGGUGUUCUCAAAGAUUUCGGGAAAGGUGGAAGGAGAACAUACACUGAGAAUGCAGUCAGAGAAGCAAUCACCUUCAAGGGUCCUAAGAACUUCAAAUCAGAAAUCAGAGUUGCAGGAUUCUGAAAGCCUUAAAACGAAAGUUAGACAAGUUAAUAAAAGUGAAAAACCACUUAGCGGAAAGAAGAUUGUUGCUAUUCUUCAUCCCAUUUCUGGAAAAAGCGAAAUUGAUGUAUGGAAUUCUGCGAACAGGUCUGCACAAGUCAUUAAUUCUGUUAAGGAAGAAGCAAAACAAAGUAGAACCUUCAAUUUCAGAAGUGAUGAACGGGCUGAAAAAAGAAAAGAGUUUUACAUGAAGUUGGAGGAAAAACAUCAUGCCAGAGUGGCUGAGAUGAAUGAGAUCCAAGCAAGAACACAAGAAGAAACAGAAGCUGCGAUAAGGCAGCUCCGGAAGAGCCUGAACUUUAAAGCAAAACCUAUGCCUUCGUUCUAUAAUGAUGUUUCAAGAGCAUCCGAUGGAAAAAAGACCAUUGCAGCACCAGCAAAAUCUUCGAAGUCGCGAAGUAAGCAUGCAAAUCCUGGGAGUAAAACAUCAUCUCAAGAUAGAUCUUCAGCGUUUGUUAAGGUAGCAAAUCAAAGGGGCCCCUCCACAGUUGACUGUCCUACAGCCGUUGAAGGUGAUACUGGCCCUUUGGUUCCACCAAAGCAACCAAACACUGCAGAUGAAACUCAGGCACUACAAUCUACUAAGAGGAGUGAGGCAAGGAAGGAGGAGAAGACCAAGCCUAAUCUACAGCAAGGAGGUGGCAGCGACAAGAAAGGGGAGAGGGUUAGUAGGGUGACGAGGAGUGGGGUGGGGAAGGUGAUGAAGGGUAUUGUUGGUGGAAGCGUUGCAGUCCAUGUUGCCUCUUGAGAUGUGUUCUCAUCAAUCAUUUUUUCAAUUCAUUCCGUGUAGUAAAUAAAGAGGAGGGCUUGAGGAAAGCUUUCUGCCAUGUUCUCUCUUGUGAGACUUGAAUUACUCAUCUCAUUGUUAAUAAUUAUCACUUCCCUGCUAACUGAUAUGUUGGAGCAAUUUAGUCUCCUUUCCUGGACUUCUGGAAAA